This is a messenger RNA of Osmia lignaria (orchard mason bee), 684 nucleotides long. RefSeq lists its product as uncharacterized. The record is from RefSeq and is a predicted model, not a curated record. NCBI's taxonomy places the organism in Eukaryota, Metazoa, Arthropoda, Insecta, Hymenoptera, Megachilidae.
AUGGCCAGUAAGAAACAUUUUACCGAAAUCGACAAAAAUACAUUCGUGGCAAUAUUAAAAAAGUUUUCGCAUAUAGUAGAAAAUAAGAAAAGUGAUAGUUCCACUCUAAAGUACAAAGAAGAUGCGUGGCAGGAAAUCACAGAACAGUUUAAUAUGUCUGCUGUGAUUUCAUGUAAGAGGAAUGUUGCACAAUUAAAAAAGAUGUGGAGUAAUAUGAAGUCUGCUCAACGAAAUGCAAUUAUGAGAGAAAGACAAUCGCGAUUGGCAAUAGGGGGAGGACCUGCAGAACCUGGAGCAGAAAUAAACCCAGAAAUAGCAGAGAUCGUGCCAUUGUUAAUGAAGAAUGCGCCAACUAUUUUAUCGUCUAAUUUCGCAGAAGAAGAGUUGGCGAACAGACGCGAUGCUAUAUUCCAUGAGGAAUACAUUUUGGACGAUAUGAUCGAAGUGGAUGAUAAGAAUCCUAUUAGUAUAAACACCACUGAAGAAAUUAGUUACAUUGCAACGGAAGUUAAUGAUGAUGGUCGUGAAGAAGAUCAUUGUAUUCUUGGUAAUCGGUCCCUACAAUUCAGAAAUACGGAAAUUGAUGAAAUCGUGGAUAGUAUGCUGCAGCGAAGAAAACCGCACAAAACAGCCACUUCCGCCAAUUUGAUUUUGAAGAAAAAACAUCAAAUCAAAUUUCUCUAA